AUGUGGCAGCGCCGUUCAUCCCAAAGUGAACCGCCUCUUUCAUCAACCGCGCCCGCCAAUCCAGCAUACACCUACUACUCAUCAUCGGCAUAUCCAUCACAAAUGCCUUCUCGAAGAGGCCCCAUAGAAGGACCGCCGGGCUACCAAUUGCGACGAAGAGUUACGUGGCGGUCAUCCGCUUAUAAGAUCAUCGCCUAUCUCUAUGUUCUCGGUAUUUUGUACAUUGUCUGGCUGAUUCGAGAUUUGUUCUGGCUUCCAUUUUCGUCGAGUCCUAGUGGAAAUCAACAGUCGAAGCAAUAG
This is a messenger RNA of Talaromyces marneffei, 300 nucleotides long. RefSeq lists its product as uncharacterized. The record is from RefSeq and is a predicted model, not a curated record. Lineage: Eukaryota; Fungi; Ascomycota; Eurotiomycetes; Eurotiales; Trichocomaceae. Bases 1 to 300 code for a protein of 99 amino acids. The transcript has a single exon.